Messenger RNA from Plasmodium vivax (malaria parasite P. vivax), 832 nucleotides. Its product is annotated as acyl carrier protein 4, chloroplast precursor, putative. Gene Ontology annotation, biological process: fatty acid biosynthetic process. Gene Ontology annotation, molecular function: acyl carrier activity; acyl binding. The coding region runs from base 233 to 649 and encodes 138 amino acids. The record is from RefSeq and is a predicted model, not a curated record. NCBI's taxonomy places the organism in Eukaryota, Apicomplexa, Aconoidasida, Haemosporida, Plasmodiidae. Gene Ontology annotation, cellular component: mitochondrion. The transcript is spliced from 4 exons.
CUGUGUGAAUAUACGAGCAGGCCUACACCACAUAAUACACAAAUCGAUCGCUGCACCCUUCGAGGGGCACCCCGCCAAACGGUUUGAUAAAAGAGGACAGCCAGGUUGAGCCGCUCGAAACGAGGCGAUCCUGCUGAGCGAGCAACUGGAUGUGUAGCCAACAAAAGGGAAGAAAAAAAAAAAUUAAGCAAGACAUAAAGACAAACCCCCGUUUGGCACCACCCCAAUAGCUAUGAUGAAGGCCAUUCUGCUUUGGUUCCUUUUUGUAUGCGGCGUGUUUGCCUUCCGCCAGUCGGGGAACAACCCGCUGUGCCAGCAGAGCGGCAACCGGAAGGGGCGCCUAAGCUACAGGAAAACCACAGGUGGCCAGGGAGCCACGGGCAGAAGGGGCUCUGCCUACUCCCUGGGAAGCACCUUCGACGAUAUAAAAAAAAUAAUUUCCAAGCAGCUGUCCGUGGAGGAAGACAAGAUACAAAUGGAGUCAAACUUUACCAAGGACCUGGGGGCGGACAGCCUAGACAUUGUAGAACUCAUCAUGGCGCUCGAGGAAAAAUUUAACAUAACCAUCUCGGACCAAGAUGCGCUGAAGAUAAGCACCGUGCAGGAUGCGAUUGAUUUUAUUGAGAAAAAUAAAAAAUCGGAUGCGUGAAGGUGUCAAAAGGGACCCUGUGGGGGGUCUCCCAGGUGGUGCCGGCACGGGGCGACGUGGGUGCGAAAAGUAAGCAGGAAGAAACCCAGCUGCUUUUUCACUUCCACCGCUUCUACACUCACUGAGUUGCCCCCAAAAUUUGACUCUCCUUUUUACUGCCAACAUUUUCCCCUAUUCAUUCGC